CUGAGGGCGGGCGGGCCGAACAUGGCGCCGGGCCGCUGGCGCCAAGGGCGGCGGUUCCUCCGCGCUCUGCUCCUCGCAGCGCUGCUGGGCCCCGCCGCCUGUUUGUCGUCCUCCUUCUACAGCCCCGGCGAGCCGCAGAGCAGCGUGCGAGUGUUGUGCGGCUCCAACUGGAGCCUGGUGUUGCAGGGCCAGUGGAUGUUGGAGUUUUAUGCUCCUUGGUGUCCAGCCUGUCAGCAGAUUGAGGCGACCUGGGAGAGCUUUGCCAAGGAGAGUGAGCACCUCGGCAUCACUGUUGGAAAAGUGGAUGUCACUCAGGAGCCAGGCUUGAGUGGUCGUUUCUUUGUCACAACACUUCCUACAAUUUACCAUGCCAACGAUGGAGUGUUCCGCAGAUACCGCGGCUCCCGCACCUUGGAAGAUCUUCAAGGCUACAUCCUAGAGAGGAAAUGGGAAGCUGUGGAGCCUGUAGCAGGAUGGAAGUCUCCAUCUUCUAUAAUGAUGCAUGGCAUGGCAGGGCUGUUUCACUUCUCGGGAUGGAUCAGGCAAAUUCAUAACUACCUCACUGGCACUCUUGGAGUUCAUGUUUGGGUUUCCUAUGCCAUCUUCAUCUUGGCUACCUUACUGAUCGGCCUGCUCCUGGGUUUGAUCCUGGUUUUGAUUUCAGACUGCCUCUGCCCAUCAAAGUCAAAAUACAGAGCUGAAACUCCUGAAGAAGCCAUCAGCAAGGAGAACGCGGAGAACGCGGCGCUGGAGGAGCCGCAGGACGCUGCGGAGCUUUCCGCCGACGAUGCGGAAGAGGCCGCAGAUGACAAAGAUCCCUCAGACGGAGAAGAUGCAGCAAAUUCGAGUGCUGAAGAGUCAGAGGAGGAUUUAGCACUUGGAAAAGAAUCAGGGGAAGAAGAAAUGGAAGACUUAAGCGAGCAGCCUUUAGCUGAACCAGAGACUGAAAGCACAGUGAGGCAGCGGAGAAGUCAGGAGGCUGAGAAGGAACUAUAGCUUUCCCACUGGUGUACCUGCUACACUUGGACCAAAGAAGUGUCAGACCCCUUGGGGGUCUGAAGCUGGAGCUUA
Messenger RNA from Sturnus vulgaris (Common starling), 1071 nucleotides. RefSeq names its product thioredoxin related transmembrane protein 4 (gene TMX4). Gene Ontology annotation, cellular component: endomembrane system. Gene Ontology annotation, molecular function: disulfide oxidoreductase activity. The record is from RefSeq and is a predicted model, not a curated record. Lineage: Eukaryota; Metazoa; Chordata; Aves; Passeriformes; Sturnidae.